AUGAUUAAGCCAAAGAAGACUUCUCGCGAACUAUGGAAUCAAUUAGGUUUACGUAAUCACAUUAAACAAGCUUUUGAAGAGAGAGAUACUAAUUGGGGUUAGAUCGUGGAUUCCAAUAAGAAAAAUCUAAGCCAAAGAUCUAUUUCAGAAUACACAAUCAACCAAAAAUUAAAAGAGCAACAUAAUUCCUUUCUCAAAAAUAAAGAGAAACCUAAUACCAAGACUUUUUUGGAAGAUUAAAUUGAAAAAGGGAAUUAAGACAAGGAUGAAUGGUUAUAAUUGGCAUUAAUAAAUGAAAAAUCCCAAUUGUCACCUAUAAACAAAAGAAAUUCCAAUGACCAAACUUUUUCUCCCAUCAAUAGACUGAAAAACGAAGAAUAAUAAUAAUAAUAUGCCAGCCAGCAAUAAUCAUUCUAAGUGUAAAUAGAAAAAACAAAUAUAUGCAAACUACCAGGCCACGAAAAUAAUUAAUAUAAAUUUAUCUGCAUAGACAAUGAUUGUCCAUAUAAAUUACAAAAAGCAUGUGCACAUUGCGUUAUCAAAAUGCAUACUAAACAUGUUAGCUAGAUGAAAGAAAUUGAGAAUUACGAACAUUUGAUUGAACAAAACAUUAAAAAAGCUGAGGAUUUGAUGGAUUAAAGUUAAGAAUUAUUCAAAACAAUCUAAAAGCCUUAUGAGAAUUACUUCCUCCAAAUUAAAAAUUAAAUUAUAGCUCUUAUCAAUGAUCUUCAAUAAAAACUGCUAUAAAUUAACAAGGAUUAAAUUCAUAAAAUGAUAAACAAUGAUAUCGAAGUUGUUUAGAAUAUCAAUUCAAAGUUUGAAGCCUACAAAUUGAUGAAUUAAUUGAUCCCUAAUGAAAUUAUUGAAGAGUAUACAAACAUCAUUAAUGGAAUAUCUGAAAAGAUUAAACUAAACAUUAAUUUUGACAUCAUUAACAGAUAAGUGGAAUCCUUUAUCAUGUCAAUCUUUAGUCCUGGAAAAUAAAAGGAAAAUAAAGAAUAAAAUGAUGACACCGAAUUAUUGCAAUAAUUUAUAUCAAGCAAUAGAGAUUCUAAUAAAGAGUCAAUUCUAAAACCAAACAAUUCAAUGACUUGUUGUUCUCAUUAGUCUCCUUUGCAAACCAAAAAACAAUUAUAAACAAAACUUGUUAUGGGAUCUGCUUCUCCGUUAAAUGUUUUCAAUCGUUAAAUCAGCGGAAGGUAAGUUACUAAAAUCAUCUAAACAUAACCAAUAAUCUACUAUAGAACAAACAGUUGA
Messenger RNA from Paramecium tetraurelia, 1257 nucleotides. RefSeq lists its product as uncharacterized. The record is from RefSeq and is a predicted model, not a curated record. The transcript has 2 exons. Lineage: Eukaryota; Ciliophora; Oligohymenophorea; Peniculida; Parameciidae.